AUGAAAGUCAUAAUUGCCUUGUUCUUAAUAUCGUUAGUGUUAGCCGAACCUAAUUUAGUGGGACAAGAAUCAUAAGCUAAAAUUCAUACAUUUUUAGGGAAGGAGAACUGCAGUGAUUGCGAAGUGAAGGGAGGUUCAUAUUGUGAAAUUAGAACAAACACUUAUGUAUGUUGUAGAAGCGAUGAUCAUUGCUAAAAAGGAGUGGGGUGCUUAUAAGCAUUUACUGGCAUCAUAUGUUGA
Paramecium octaurelia is the source of this 240-nucleotide messenger RNA. NCBI's taxonomy places the organism in Eukaryota, Ciliophora, Oligohymenophorea, Peniculida, Parameciidae. The record is from the annotation of a GenBank genome assembly.